Molecule: messenger RNA, 2900 nt
Organism: Spea bombifrons (plains spadefoot toad)
Lineage: Eukaryota; Metazoa; Chordata; Amphibia; Anura; Pelobatidae
Gene: CIZ1
Product: CDKN1A interacting zinc finger protein 1
Exons: 16
Coding region: 153-2099 (648 amino acids)
Cellular component (GO): nucleus
Molecular function (GO): zinc ion binding; nucleic acid binding
Source: RefSeq, a predicted model, not a curated record
UGUCAAUGUUAUUGUGUCGGAUGAGGAGGCCUGCGGCAGAGAGACAGGAGACGGACCGGGGGUGUACAAACAGGGCAGCCGCUAACACAGGGGCCUAGUCUGCUUAUAUCACACCCCGUUCAUCCAUUCCGCCGAAGCCGUGGGCUGUAAAGAUGUUUAACCAGCAGCAGCAGCAGUUUCAUCAGCUAAUGCAGCUUCAGCAUCUUCUGCAGCAUCAGCACCCAGGCCAAAGACCAAUGCAGCCCCCUGUGCAGCAGCAACCCCAGCAGAUGCUGAACCUGGCGGCCGCUACCCCGGCGCGGCUUCUCAACACUCACCCAAUGAUCCAACGUGCUCUACUCAUGCAGCAAAUGCAGGGUAACCUUCGUGGGAUUAGUAUGGCUGGCCCUCCGCUGCCCCACUUUUUUCCGACGGCUGCGAGACAGUCCAUCCUGGGAAGUCCACCCUUGGGGGUGACGGUGAAGGCUCCAAACAUGGCUUUUCCAGGUCUUACAUUUCAGCAGCAUCCACGAAUGUAUCAAAAGGACCUUUACAGGACUUACGAUCGUAAGCGAGAGGGAGAGCAGGCCUCCUCCCUACCGGCCAAGAACGCUGACUGCAAGACUCCGAGCCGGGGAGAAGGGGAGCUUCCGCCAGCAGCAUCUGAAGCAAAUGAGAAAAUUAGCUCCUUAGAGGACUCAGAGAAUCUAAGAGAAUGCAGCACUAUCGACCCCCUUGAGCCCCCAGCCAAGAAAGCAAGAAGCUCAUUGGCUAGUGUGGCAGAGUCCGGUUUCCCUGGAAGAGGAAAAACUGAUGAAGGAGGUGUAAAAGCGGAACGUAGUGUGGAAUCGCAGUCCACCAAGGGAUCUAGCACGGGUCAGGCCCUGAAGGUCACCAUCCAACAGAGCAACGAGAGCCGUACCAUAAGCACUACAGUGUUACAUCCUCAAUGCAACGAGAAGACAGAUGCUGACAAUGUAUCCUCACCAGAUAGACCAAGGUUCUGCUGUUACGUCUGCAAGAGCAACUUUCAAACUUUGCAGGCUUUCCAGUCUCAUCUGGUAACUGCUUGUCACCAGCAGAAGUUACAAGAGAUACAGCAUCUCAGUAACGCUUGUCUUGUUACUCUCCUACCAACCGCUAAAGGUGUUCAAGGAAGCACUGCAGGGAAUGAUGGGAAGCAACAGUUGAGAUGGUGUAAUGUCUGUCAGAUACACUUCAGCUCUGACCUCAUCAAACAUCGCAGGACUCAGGAACACAAGCUUGCCAAGCGUUCUCUGCGGCCGUUCUGCACGGUGUGCAGCCGUCACUUCAAGACCCCGCGAAAGUUCGUAGAGCACAUGAAAUCUCCAGAGCACAAGCAGAAAUGCCAGGAGGUCAGGUUAGGUGAGAAGGAGCCUUGGAGUUUAGAGGAGUCGGAAGAGCUGAUUACAGUUGAUGCUGUGGGCUGUUUCGAGGAAGAGGAGGAUGAGGAAGAAGAAGAGGGAAUAAGCGAAGAUGAUGCUUCUGGGGAUACAGAGUGCCUGCCGGCUCAAGAUGAGGUUAUGGGAGUUCCAGAUUGUGAGGCAUGGAAGGAGUACGAUCCGGACAUGGCAUAUGGCCUGGAUUUUAUGGUCCCCGUCGCGGGCUACCUCUGCAGGCUGUGUCACAAAUUCUACCCUAGUGACUCUGCGGCACGCCUUUCACACUGCAAGUCCCUGACGCAUUUUCAGAACCUCCAGCGGUACAAAUUAUUAAACCACCAUAUAGACCCACAGGCAGAACCUGGCUCCCUCACCAAGCCGGUGGGUCCGGAGGAUGAGUCUGCUGUGUCAUCUGGCAAAGUGGCUGUAAAAACAGAUAAUCCAGAAACUGUAGCUGCGGAAGGUAAGCAGAGCCAGAGGCAUGGGUGGGCAACCGUGGAGAGCCUGGAAGAGAAAGCGGGCAGAGACUCUUCUACCACCCAAGGAAGUGACGCAGGUCGACGAGAUCCCAAGGAGCCUAAUGACCUUCUGGUGGAUACAAGUGAAGAAGAUACAGGAUAUCUGCUGGAAACAGAGCCUGUAUUCAUUGGAGAGCAACCAGGCCGCAACAAUUCAUCAGGAAUGUCCACAUCCCAGUUGGAAAACUCUGUGUCUUAGAGCAGGUCCUCAUCCUUCACUAAUUGGUGCCCUUCUCUCUCUCCAGAUAUAGACCCAGAUGCCAUGAGUGCGUAAUGACUACUGAAAAUAGGAUAUUUUUUCCCCUUUUUAUUUCUUUUAUGGCUUAGUGUAAAUGGGAUCGGAUACCUUGUGUUGGGUGAAGGGAAUUGUAAAAAGGAAAAAGAAGUAGCUAGGGAAAAUCAGUAGUGCAAUUGUGAUAAAACUAGAGACAGCGGAGGUGGGCAUGUACACUAACCCCUGUGUUACGGCUCCAGAACGAUGGUCAUCUUAGAGUGUGAAGCCAUUUUUGUUUUGAUGUAAUGUGUGACUAUAUUUCACGUUUUACACCUCCUGAAAACUGGAAAGUAUAAUUUGUCUACUUGGGAAAAAGCAAAGCCGUUAGCAAUAGUAUGUUUACCCCCCGCCCCCACCCGUUGUAGCUAUAGUACGCUCUAUACUAAACUAGACAGAGGGGGGGCUCAUUCUUUACAAUAAUACCAUAGAGAUAAAUGGUCAUCCUUACCAGGGCAGAAGGUAUCUCUAUGGUACCUCUGAUUGUUUACUGUUGGGAAGGUAAAUCCAUGCAGUUUUUAUGCAAAGACAGUUUGCUGACCAAGUUCCAGGAAAGAAGAAGCUGUAGCUGCUCAAACACCAGAAGAGAAAUACCCAUAAAAGGGUCUAUUUAAAAAAAAAAUCAAUUGAAUGUUUGUAUAUUCACAUAAAAAUCUGUGUUACUUUGCUGUAGUAAAAGUGGAUUUGAUUUGGCACCGCAAUAAAUAAAUUCUAACCGGUUUGUUUUAA